GAAAUGAAAAGAAUCAAAAUGGAAGAUCAAAUCGCAAAAUAAAAUGAGCAAAAUAUGUUUGUUUUGAUUUUAAAUAUAUAUUAUAUAUGCUAUUUGGAAAACAUUUUCUGAGAUUGGUGGCAAUACUUCUGUGAAAGAAGUUUUCUGAGUUUUGUCAUUAUUGUUGAAAACCUAAACAUAUCGCUUACAAAAUGCCUGAACGAAUCGCAGAUCGAGAACAUGAACCAUUUUCUAAUCCUUUACCUCCUACUGAUUUGAAUGCUCGAAAUGAAGAACAUUCAAGUCACCAUCCCAUGACAAAUGAAGAUUUUCGGAAGCUCUUAAUGACACCCCGAGCUCCGCCUCAUACACCAGCACCUGCAGUUGCAGAAGAAGUUCAGUUUCAUCCUCCUACCAAAAGACAACAAGAUAGUGACUCAGAUGAUGAAGGUGGAGAUACCUCAGAUGACAGAGCUGAAAAAAGGAAAAGAAAGAAGAAAUACUAUGCCACUUUAAAUCGACAACAGGAAGAUAAGUUAGCUGAACUAGCUCAAAAAUACAGAGAUCGGGCAAAGGAAAGAAGAGAUGGUGCAAAUCCAGAUUACCAAAAUGAAGAUCCAAUUACUUCAGCAGCUGGUUACCGUGCUGUUGCUCCUGAUGCUAAAUCUGGCAUGGAUGCAGCUGAACGUCGACGACAAAUGAUCCAAGAGUCUAAAUUUUUGGGUGGUGACAUGGAACAUACUCACUUGGUGAAAGGUCUUGAUUAUGCUCUUCUGCAAAAGGUACGGAGUGAAAUCAAUUACAAAGAAAAAGAGGAAGAAGAGAUGGAAAAUAUGCUAGCAAAACAUAAAGAUAAAGGAGAAGAGGAAGAAAUUCAGUUCAGAACCAAGUUAGGCAAAAAUAUUUACCGUCAAGUUUUUAAGCACAGAUAUCCAGAAAAAAGUGAAUUAUUUCUGCCAAAUAGAAUGGCUUAUAUUAUAGAUUUAGAAGAUGAAUAUGCAGAAAGUGACAUUCCUACUACUUUAUUGAGAAGUAAAGCAGAUUGUCCAAGUUUUGAGUCUCAGACAACACUUACAACUAAUGAUAUAGUAAUCAAAAAGCUCACCCAGAUUUUAUCGUACUUGAGACAAGGCUUGCAUAAUAAGAAAGCUAAAAAACGAGAAAAGGGAAAGAUUAAAGAAGAAGAUCCUAAAAGGCCAAAACUUGCUGAUGACAGCAUAUUUGGAGAAAUUGGUGAUUAUGUGCCUGUGCUUGAAAAGAGAAACAAAACAAAAGACAAAAGCUCUGCUGGUGAAACCGAUAAGAGGAAAUCAUAUUUUGAAAAACCCAAAAAUGAUGAAGAAAAAAGAAGAGAAGACAAGCAUCGUGAUCGCAUUAAUAAUGAGUGGGGAAAUCUGUUAUCUUCAGAGUAUGGAGAACAUCUGGAAGAUCGUUCUAAGGAUAAAUUGUCACUAGGUUCUGUUAAAGGUGAAGACAGCAGAUUAAAAGCAAAACUGACCAGUAAACUAGAAAGAGAUAUGCCAGAAAGCUAUGCUGAAUGUUAUCCAGGUGCUCCUGAAAAUGAAGAUGCUGUUGCUGAUAGUGAUGAUGAAGUAGAUUAUUCCAAGAUGGACAUGGGUAACAAAAAAGGUCCCAUUGGUCGGUGGGAUUUUGAUACUGCUGAAGAAUAUAGUGAAUAUAUGAGCAGCAAGGAAGCUUUGCCCAAAGCUGCCUUCCAGUAUGGUGUCAAAAUGGCUGAUGGGCGAAAAACAAGGAGAACUGGCACCGGAAAACGAGAUGAAAAGACUAAAUUGGACAGAGAGCUUCAAAAAAUUAAUCAAAUUAUAGCUCGCAGGAAGGAUUUGGAUACAUUUGGAAGUGGAGUGGGAACUCCUGAAUUUAAAAGAUUCUGAGCUGCUUUUUCAGUUUCAUAUAGUUUUGUUGUUAGAUUUUCACAUUCUAUGUAGAAUGCUGAUUUAUAUGGGAAUUAGUUAAAAACGUGUAAACAUUUUGUAUAAAGCACUUAUAUAUUUUAUAUUAAUUUCUUCAUAAGCUUCUAAGUAUAUGUUUUAUUGUACAUAUAUUUAUGUGACAGAAAUAUUGUCAUGUUACAUUUAAUUCUAUCUGUAUUCAGGCCAUUUCCAUGCAGGUGAUGCAAAUUCUUCUAUUACUUUGUGAUUUCUUGCAUUUUUUUAAGUUUUUCAAGCAGUUCUGUUAAUACCUGUUAAAAGGAAACAUUGUAUAUAUUAGAAUAUGGGACUUAUAUAUUCAAUCUCUGUCACAUUCUGUAUGCAUUUUUAACAACUGUAAUUUUGUUGUAAAUAAACAUAAUUUGAUGUUUA
Molecule: messenger RNA, 2300 nt
Organism: Stegodyphus dumicola
Lineage: Eukaryota; Metazoa; Arthropoda; Arachnida; Araneae; Eresidae
Gene: beag
Product: IC cytokine homolog beag
Source: RefSeq, a predicted model, not a curated record